Electrophorus electricus (electric eel) is the source of this 1796-nucleotide messenger RNA. It is a transcript of the gene gas1b, whose product is annotated as growth arrest-specific 1b. Gene Ontology annotation, biological process: regulation of cell cycle. The record is from RefSeq and is a predicted model, not a curated record. Lineage: Eukaryota; Metazoa; Chordata; Actinopteri; Gymnotiformes; Gymnotidae.
AGUUCUGGGGAAACAAGACAAACUCCCAAGAAGACGUGUGUUCAUCUAGCGGACGUUAGGUUUUUCUAAUUUAGCAUUUCUAGAAUUGAUCCGUGUCUGAAAAGACGCAACUGGCCGGUAAAUGUGGGCGGGGUGCUCUUAAACGUGCGGAAAGGGGCAAAACCUUUGCGUCGCAAGGAUUGUGAACACCGCUACGUGACGAAUUGCCAUACUGACUGCAGUGAAAAAUGAGCGCAUCUAGAUAAUAAUCGCCAAUGUCCGUUCGUUUGCGGAUGAACGACAAAAUGUGAUGGAUUUCAAGAGCUUACAGAAUUUAAGGUUAUUGUAUGAUAAACGCCCGUUGCAAGUGACUGUGAAUGUUAAAAAGACAAAUCUUCAUAUGCCCUCAAUUUAGAUAGGCUACAAAACGUGGGUAGAUGGCGCGAGAAGAACAAAGUGGACUUCACUAAGAAAUUAAAAGCGAUUCGACGCGACAUGGAUGUAAGCUGACAUGUGAAAUUAAACGGGAGUCAUGCAACAGGUUUUCUAUUGAAACACCAAGCCAUGGCUACGGGUGCCUACAUAACGGUCAAUCGGUGCCCUUGGGUAUUGAUUUGGACUAUUGGCAUUGCGAUGGCGUGUUUUGAUUGUUUGGCCGUGGCUUCCCCGGCACACAGUAAUCGUUUGAUAUGCUGGCAAGCUAUCAUGAAAUGUCAAGGAGAACCACAAUGUUAUUACGCUUAUACUCAGUAUGUGCACGCGUGCGGACCGGUGAUUAACGGACAUAAAAAGAAGUGUCCGAGUCACUGCAUCUCUUCCAUCAUACAGCUCAAUCUCACAGAGAAUGGCCCGGGGCUGGAGAAUUGCGAGUGUGCUUCGGACCCUCUUUGCAAAAGUACCAAACGCGCAAUUGAGCCGUGCCUACCUAAAAUAAGGCAUACUGGCUGCACCGAAGCCCGUAAGGAGUGUGAGAAGGAUCCGGAAUGUGGAACUGCGAUGCGGGAUUACCUUUACCACUGCCGAAAACUUUUCGGAGGUGAGAGGUGUUCGGAUGACUGCAGACGGGUUAUCACACACAUGCACAGCAUACCGAAAGCACGGCUUCUGGAUACGUGCGUCUGCGACGGGACGGAGAGGACUAUAUGCGAGUACGUCAAAGUUAGCAUGAGGAACCUGUGUUUUAAUUCGCCCGAUAGACAUGCGGGCAGUGGUUUUUCAGAUGAUGAAGACGACCUCGAGAAUGAUUAUGAGAUGGAAGAUUAUGAGGAAGAAGAUAACGCAGGUAGCACUUGCAGAGUGCGCAGUGUUCUCACGGUGACGUCCACCAUUUUAGCUCUUGCGUUUCUUCUAGUGCCCUGAAGCAAAGACUCGUUUUUUGAAAAGUACGCUAUAUUUAUUGUUUUGUCUGCCUCUUCAGAUUAUGAGACAUAUUCAGAGCACAACUUUACAGUUCCGCACUUUUUGAAAAGUUAUCACAUUGGUCGUCAGGCUGAGAUGCAAGUUACCUGAAACCAAUGACCGAAGAGAAAGUGUAGCUAGUAAUCCACUAACAUCCGAUACGAUUUCAGUUAUGGAGAGCAUCACCGUUACAACUACUCCAAUGUAGGACUUGCAAGCAACGUAAAUUUGGACUUUUAUGCAGAUAAGAUGAAUAAGUGCGAAGAGAUAACAUUAUUAGAGAAUGUAAAGGGUAACUGUGUAAAGGCAGAACCAGCCUAUGAGAAUAUUUUGUGUAUAUUUGUAUGCUGUUUCUGUUGCAUUGUACAAAUUAUAUUUUUUUAAAGAUUGAAAUACAAUACAGUAAUGAGUUGUUUGAA